Molecule: messenger RNA, 909 nt
Organism: Phlebotomus argentipes
Lineage: Eukaryota; Metazoa; Arthropoda; Insecta; Diptera; Psychodidae
Product: solute carrier organic anion transporter family member 74D-like
Exons: 2
Coding region: 52-909 (285 amino acids)
Biological process (GO): sodium-independent organic anion transport; transmembrane transport
Cellular component (GO): membrane
Source: RefSeq, a predicted model, not a curated record
AGAGGGACUUAAUUGUGACAAGACAAUGAGUGCGAAAGGCGGCCAGUACAAAUGUGCGAUCCGAAAAGUCUUAGUCUUGUGGAGUCUGUGCCAGUGGCGAGAAGUGCGGGUGAAAUGGUCCAGGAAAUUCUCGAGGAUUCAGUGGCAGAUGGCGGCGCGCCGCGUGCGCCGGAAGCCGUGCCGGAUGAGGAGCAGCAGAUGCUGCCGAUGGCGGAGGAGAAGCCGAAGAUCGAACAGAUGGAACUGGAGAUCGGUGAUCAUGAGAUCCCUGUGACGGACGAAACGAGAUGCGGUUAUGGCUUCUGCUCAGGAUCGAUUCUUCAGAAGUUCGCAAAUAAGAAGAUUUAUGUUCUGCUAUUUGGCGUGUCAGGAGCUUUCUUCAACAGCAGUUUCGCGUACUUCAACGGCACGAUUUCGACGAUUGAGAAGCGCUUCAAAAUCCCCAGUCGCAAUUCCGGAUUCAUUUCCGUUGGCAAUGACAUCAGUCUCAUGCUGGUCUCCAUCUGGAUCACCUACUAUGCCGGGAAGGGUCACAAGCCACGCUGGAUGGCGGCGGGUUUGUUCAUGCUGUCGGCCUUCUGUCUUCUCACUGCUCUGCCACACUUUAUCUACGGCGGCGGAAGUGUUGAAUCCUUCUCCGUUGAGCACGGUUUCAAUCCAAAUCCCGAGGAACUGCAGAUCAUGCUGGAGCUGGAGAAGAGGAAAACCCUGUGCAACGCUAAUCUCCGCGAUGCAGUCAAGUGCGAGGUGGACGAGGGCAAUUGGGGUCCUCAGAUCAUCUUCUUCUGCGCUCAAUUGAUAGCUGGAGUCGGAGCGGCGUUGUAUUCUUCCCUUGGAACUGCUUACAUGGACGACAACGUGAAGAAGUCCAAAACUCCCGCUCUGAUGAGUGCGUCUCUAGACAAUUAG